AAAAUUAAUAAUGUUUACAAGGUAGAAAAACAAAAUAAAAGUUUUAAUUGGAAACAUAAUGUCAUCGUCCUUAUCAUAUACACCUUAUGAAGAUCGAACAGUGAACGCAUCACAUUUAUCACUUGGGUCUCUCGAACAAAGUUUUCAUCCAGAAAUUAGUACAUUACCUGUAUCAUCACCAAAACAUUCGGAAAUAUUGAAAUUAGAUAUAUGUAAUAAAGAUAAAAAUUCAACUUUAUUGGAAAAUACACUAUCUAUAGAUUUAACUCCUAUUAACAAUUUUGAAAAAAAUAUAAACAACGUCGAACAAACAAAGCAUAAAAAUAUACCUUCUAUUUCUUAUAAUAAAUCCCUGUCGAUGAAGCAUAAGAAAUCAUCUAUUUCAGAUAUAUCAGCAUCAUCAGAUUAUUCUGAUGACAGUGAGACUAGUACUAAUCAUGAUCACGAACAAAAAUCACUAGCAAUUCUUGAAAAAAGUCUCCCAAUUAUUGAUGAAGAACAGAAUCAAGAUAUACAGAUAAUAUCAUUACUUCCGCCAUAUAAUAGUCUAGAAAAUAUUGAAACUCCUAUAACACAAAAAAUAUCAUCUCAAUUAAUUCCUACUGAUACAACUAUUGCAACAAGAAUUAAUGAUAUAAAAAUACCUCAAAGUGCAAUAAAAAACUUUAAAGAGCAUAUAGAAGGAAUGAAAAAGGCACAGAAACUAGAGAAGCCGGGUGCAAGACUUACUCUUCGAGAGCAAAGUAAUGUUAUUGAUAGCUUACGUAAAGAAAAAUGGGAUCUUCAAAUGAAAGUUUUCUUUCUUCAACAAUAUCGUGAUAGGUCGAGAGAUGAAUCUGUAGAAGAAAUAAUAAAACAGAAUAUAGAACUAGCAACUACCGUACGUGAACUUAGCAAAACAAAUAAGAACUUAAAACGUAUAAUUAGAGACAUGGAAAUGCAUAAUCAAGAGAACUCAAUUGAUGAAAAUAAUGAAAAAUAUGAAACGUAUGAAAAAAUGCUUGGGAUAUUACAAAAUAAAAUUAAAGCAUAUGAAAUUGAAGUUGAAAGACUUCAUGGAUUGUCUCCAAAUAAUGCAGCGAAAGUAUUUGACGAAUUUAUAGCUAAAGACAUUAAUAAAGCUAAAAAACAAAAUGAAGAAUUGAUAACUAAAUCAAGAAAUUUAAGAUCUAACAAAGAUCAAUUUUAUCAAAAAACCCAAGACUAUAAUGAUGAAAAAUAUAACAUUUAUCAACUAAAAGAUAGCGAAAGUUUUAAUAAUAUAUAUGAUAUAAAAGUUCAUAACGAAUUACGAGAUUGUAUAGCAGAAUUAAAAUUCAAAAAUCAAACAUUAAAAGAGGAAAACAAAAAAUUAAAUUUAGAGCUCGAAAAUCUCGAUGUCCUUAGAGAAAAUGAAAUGAUUAAACUUGAAGAUAAUUAUAAUGAAGAAUUAGACAAACUUCAUAAUCUUCUCAAUGAACUUAAUGAUGAAAACGAAAAUAUAAAAAUAGAUAAAGUAAAUAUACUUAAAGAAAUUAAUGCACUGUCUCAAGAAUAUGCAACUUUUAAAACAGAAGCAGGAGUAGAAAUUCGUGUGAGGGAAGAAGAAAUGCUUAAAAUGGCAUCUGAUAUUGAAAAUUAUGAGGAAAUUUUAAAAAGAAAAAACGACCAUAUAAAUAAUCUUUACAAAAAAAUUGAGGAAGCAAAUAUUCAAAUAAAUAAAUUAAUUCAUUCUCAUAGCGAAACUGUUCAAGAUUUAAAAGAAAAACAUGCACAUGCAGAAGCAAUAAUUAAUAAUCUUACUCAACAGCAAGAAGCUUCUCUCAAAGAACUAAAUUAUUUUAGGGAAAAUUCAAAAAAUCCUUUUGAAAUAUCAAAAUUAAAAAAAAAAAAUCAUAUCUUAGAACAAAAGAUUAUUCAAGCAAACGAAGAAAUAGAAUAUUUAAAAGGAAAUUAUCACUUAAACAAAUUCGAAUACAAUUCGGAUAUUGAAAUAAUUGAUGAAAAAAAUGAUUUAUUGCUUGAAGAUAGAAAAGAACUCAAGGACAUUAAUAACCAUUCUCUUUUAUCUAAACAACUAGCUAAUGAAAAAGUAAACACUUUUCAAGAAGCACAGUAUGAUUUGGAGAAGUCUCUAAAUGAAAUUUUAGGUUCUAAUUCAUCAAAUAUCAAUGAAAUAAUCAUGACUAUUAAGCAACUAAAGUCUGAUUUAUUAACUUCUCAGGAAAAAAUAGAAGAAUUAAAUAGCAAUCUAAUAAAAAAGGAUAAGAUUUUGAGAAAUAAGGAAAAAAUGUUAGAAUCUAUGAUUCAUGAAAAUCAGCAAAUUUCAGAAAAACUAAAUAAAGAGAUUUCUGAUAAAAAAUAUGCAUUACGGCAACUUUCUAAGUUAACUAUAUCUACAGAAUCAUCUAGAUCUAUCCUAGCAAACCGUGAAAAUAAAAUUGCCAGUUUAGAACAUACUAAGAUAAAGGAUAGUAAAAUUCUUACUGCAUUAAAAAAUCAAUACAAUAAUCAAUUAUCUGAACGCAACAAUCUUCUUAUGGUAUUUUGGAAAAGGCUUUCAGCUCUCUUAAAUUCAGAAUGGAUACAUAAUAUACAACUAUCAAAUAUGGAUGCGUCAAAUAAUUUUUCAUACUUUAGUAAAAAUUCAACACUUUGCAUUAAACAUAUUGAGAAAUUGGUUCAUGAUUUUCCAAUUAAAUGCAAAGAACUUGAACACAAACUACUAAAGGAAUAUCAAAUUAUUGUGACUACACUUGAAAACAGAACAAAACGUAUAUCUCAUCUAGAAAACUCUCUUAAAGAAGGUAUUUCAAAUCAAGCUAUACUAAAAAAACAAAUCGUGGAUCUUAAAUUAGAAAAUCAUGAAAUUAAAUCUGAACUACGUGAAAACAUGAAAAAUAGACAGACAAUGCAGUCAUCUAUAAGUUCUCGAGAAACUAUUAAUUCAGCAAAGUUAGAUUUAUCAAAAAAAACUCUGGAUUCUAUAAAGGAUAAAAAAUGGAUUUUGCGAUUAAAAGAACUAGAAAAUAGAUUAAAAGCAGAAAAAGAAGCUCGUAUACGUGAUCAAAAGGGAGCACAAGAACGACUUGCAGAUUUCCUUCAUGAAAAUAAAGAGCUUAGAGAAGAAUUGCAAAUGGAAAAAGAUAUUUUACAUUCUAAAGCACCAUCCGAAUUAUCUACACACGAAUUGGAAUAGAAAAAAAAACGAGCAUGUAUUCAUUAUAAACAUUAACUAAAACUUAUAAAUAUAUACCAAU
Pneumocystis murina B123 is the source of this 3239-nucleotide messenger RNA. RefSeq lists its product as hypothetical. The coding region runs from base 59 to 3178 and encodes 1039 amino acids. Gene Ontology annotation, cellular component: microtubule organizing center. Lineage: Eukaryota; Fungi; Ascomycota; Pneumocystomycetes; Pneumocystales; Pneumocystaceae. The record is from RefSeq and is a predicted model, not a curated record. The transcript is spliced from 11 exons.